Bufo gargarizans (Asiatic toad) is the source of this 881-nucleotide messenger RNA. Its product is annotated as cytohesin-3-like. Gene Ontology annotation, molecular function: guanyl-nucleotide exchange factor activity. The transcript has 8 exons. The record is from RefSeq and is a predicted model, not a curated record. Gene Ontology annotation, biological process: regulation of ARF protein signal transduction. NCBI's taxonomy places the organism in Eukaryota, Metazoa, Chordata, Amphibia, Anura, Bufonidae. Bases 120 to 881 code for a protein of 253 amino acids.
UGCGUCUGGUGUUGCAGUGGUGACUGUGUGUGAGGAGAGGACUGGGUCUGCGGCUGUGACUAGACUGUGCUGUGCUGUCGCCGGUUCGGCUCUGCUUAUCCCUGAGAAAACAAGCGGGAAUGGAGGAAGACGGGGCUGUGCCAGAAGAUCUCUCGUCUGAGGAGAGAGAAGAAUUGUUAAAUAUAAGACGGAGGAAAAAGGAGCUUAUAGAUGACAUAGAGAGGCUGAAGUUUGAAAUUGCAGAGGUGAUGACUGAAAUCGACAACCUAACGUCUGUAGAAGAAAGCAAAACCACACAGAGGAAUAAACAGAUAGCUAUGGGGAGGAAAAAAUUCAAUAUGGACCCCAAAAAGGGCAUCCAGUUCCUCCUCGAGAACGACUUGCUGCAGAACACGGCGGAGGACAUAGCGCAGUUUCUAUACAAAGGCGAAGGUCUGAACAAAACUGUCAUUGGUGAUUACCUGGGAGAAAGGGAUGAUUUUAAUAUCCUGGUACUUCAAGCAUUUGUUGAACUCCAUGAGUUUGCGGAUUUGAAUCUUGUCCAGGCAUUAAGACAGUUUUUGUGGAGCUUCAGGCUACCAGGGGAAGCCCAGAAGAUAGACAGAAUGAUGGAAGCAUUUGCAUCACGAUACUGUCUGUGUAACCCUGGAGUGUUUCAGUCUACAGAUACCUGCUACGUCCUGUCCUUUGCUAUCAUUAUGCUGAACACAAGUUUGCAUAACCCCAAUGUGAGGGAUAAGCCAUCAGUAGAGCGCUUUAUAUCUAUGAAUCGUGGCAUCAAUGAAGGUGGCGAUCUCCCAGAGGAAUUAUUAAGGGUAAUUCAUUUAUUAACUAAAGCCAUUCUGUUUUCAUAUUGCUUACUCAGUUACUGCUUUUUAUAG